This is a messenger RNA of Salvia miltiorrhiza (redroot sage), 2414 nucleotides long. Its product is annotated as aluminum-activated malate transporter 4-like. Gene Ontology annotation, cellular component: plant-type vacuole membrane. The record is from RefSeq and is a predicted model, not a curated record. Gene Ontology annotation, biological process: malate transport. Lineage: Eukaryota; Viridiplantae; Streptophyta; Magnoliopsida; Lamiales; Lamiaceae.
GAAACAUCUUAUUAUAAAAAAAUGGGACAUUUAGAACUUAUUAUUGCUCGUUAUUCAUUACCUAGUACUACUAUUAUAUACAAGCACAAGCAAAAGAAGAUACUUAAUUACGACAUUCAUCUUCUUCAUCAAAAAGUGAAACUUAUCCCUUCCCAUAUUCGUACAUUCAGAUUCUUUUCAACGCUCACCUACAAAAAAAAAAUAUGCGAGUCGAACUCGCCAGCAUAGUACCAAACAUUCGGAAAUUUCCCAACCGCCCUUCACUGUCAAGAUCCAUAAUAUCACAACCCCAACUUAAAUAAAAAUUACUAAAAAAAAUCCCCAGCCGUUAAUUCCUGUCCGAAAAAGGGCAAGAAUAAAAAGGUACUAGUAUUAAAGUGGAGUUCUUGCAGAGAUUUGUUUGGGCAGUCGCAUAAAAAAGAUGGCCGGUAAUUUUGGGUCGUUGAGACAGAGCUUUGUAGAGAGAGGGAAAGAGCGGCUGCUGUCGAGAAAGUACUACUCGGAGGUGGAAUUGGACGACUACUACGUCAGACAUGAGGGCUGCUUCCACUGGCUCUUCCGAAUCAUGGGAGAGAGCUUGUCGAGGUGGUGGAAGAGUCUCGAGGAGAUUGCAGUUAGCGCCUACCAGAUGGGAAGAUCCGACCCGAGAAAGGCCAUGUUCGCCGCCAAAAUGGGCUGCGCUUUGUCUCUCGUUUCUCUCCUCAUCUUUUUCAAGGAGCCCUCCACUUAUAUCACCAAGCAUUCCAUCUGGGCCAUUCUCACCGUUGUAGUUGUUUUCGAGUUCAGCAUAGGGGCUACAUUAAACAAAGGGUUUAAUCGAGCUUUGGGGACUUUCUCUGCUGGUGCAUUAUCUUUGGGAAUUGCAGAAUUGGCAAAGCUUGCUGGAGAAUUUCAAGAAGUGGUGGUUGUCAUCAGUAUUUUCAUAGCAGGGUUCUUGUCUAGUUAUUUGAAGUUGCACCCGGCCGUGAAGCAGUACGAAUAUGGAUUUCGGGUAUUCAUGCUGACGUUUUGCAUAGUACUGGUGUCUGAUUCAUCGGAGUUUCUUCAAACCGCUGUUUCUAGAUUGGUGCUGAUCGCAUGUGGCGCUGGUGUUUGCUUGGUCGUGAAUGUAUGCAUUUUCCCUAUUUGGUCUGGUGAAGAUUUGCACAAGCUGGUUGUGAAGAACAUUAAAGGGGUUGCCACGUCUUUGGAAGGUUGUAUCAAUAUGUAUUUGCAAUGUGUUGAGUAUGAAAGGAUACCAUCAAAAAUCCUUAUCUACCAGGCUUCUGAUGAUCCUCUUUACAAGGGAUAUAGAACUGCUGUGGAGUCCACGAGCCAAGAGGAGACUCUGUUAGGGUUUGCUGUAUGGGAACCACCCCAUGGCCGUUAUAAAAUGCUGAACUAUCCUUGGGGCGACUACGUGAGAGUCAGUGGUGCUCUGAGGCACUGUGCUUUCAUGGUGAUGGCGAUGCACGGGUGUAUUCUUUCAGAAAUACAGGCACCUUCUGAACUAAGGCAGGUGUUUAGGGAAGGAAUUCAGAGAGUCGGGACCGAAGGAGCUAAAGUUUUGAGAAUGCUUAGUGAAAAAGUCGAAAAGAUGGAAAAAUUGAAUCCAGAAGACCCUCUUGCAGAUGUUCAUGAUGCUGCAGAGAAUUUGCAGAUGAUGAUUGACCAGAAAUCUUAUCUUUUAGUGAAUGCAGAUAGUUGGGAGAGCGAUAGACGGCCUGAGAAUUUUGAUCCGGAAAAGAUUCGUGAGCUCAAAGAGAAUGAAAACAAGCCAUUCUUGAUCAAGUCUCUCAGCUCAAUCAAUCAGCAAUCGACUCACACACUGCGAAACUACGAUGCAGUCAACGCAAACAGGAGCAUCAAUUUCUCCCGCUCCGAACUGGGUUCUGGAGAGGACGUCCUCAAAGAGCAGACCAUGUGGCCUUCGCGCCUCUCUCUCAUCGGUGAUGCCAUCCUCAACGAGCGUGAAGUCCGGACAUAUGAAAGCGCAAGUGUGUUGUCUCUAGCAACUUUUACUUCUUUGUUGAUCGAGUUCGUUGCCAGGCUUCAGAACCUGAUUCACUCGUUCGAGGAACUCAGCGAGAAGGCCAAGUUCCGGGAGCCGUUUGAGACGAUGGAAACACAAACCAGCACCGGUUUCUGCUCCAAAGUGCUCAAAUGCUUAUGCUGCAAAGACUAAUGCAGUCUCGAGAAUAAAUGGUUAUCACUUGUAUUACCAGUAAAACAAUUUUGUGAAAUAUGGCCAUAACACAGCUUUGGGGUGAAUAAUAUGCCCCAUAUAAAUCAAGCAGUUUGCUGUCUUUAGAAUUGCACUGGGAAGCAGGUUUUUGAAGUAAGCUCCCAGAAAGUUAUAGAAAAUGUAAUUCUUCACCAUUUCUUCACCUACUUUUUAUUGAAUCAAGCAAUGAGAAUGGUGUCUGUUAAUUCAA